AUGGCAGCUGAUAGGGGAAACUUGCUGCGAGACAUCGAAAACGAUUCGAUAAACAAUGACCAGGCCAUGGCUUCGUCACCACACGAACGUACCUCAGAAAGCGAUAGCAGCAUCCUUAUGGACGUCAACGAUAUUGGGACGUUGCGUUUGGAUGUUGCACCAGAGCCUAACGGCAUCCAAUCGAAGAAAACACUCUUUUAUGAGAAUUCUGAUGACGCUGAAGAGGAGGAGCAGAACAUUCGCAAGAGCGCUGAAGAAGGACAGCAACGCUACAAAGCUUCCAAACAGCUCCGAUUCAAGAUAAACAAAGAGACCACAAAUAAUGGGCAACAGCAACUGUCUGGUGGAAGUGCGGAAAAUGAAGAAGGCGACGUACGACCCUGGGAAUUUAGAAAAGUAAUACAAGCUGAGUACAGAGAAAGGAUGCCGCGCAAUUACGAGUUGAAACAUUGGAAGAAGCCCUCCAAAGUGAUGCUAGAGUCCAUAUUCCGUUUAUUGGAGACCAAUACGGCAAGCGCCCUCGAUUCCGUUACUGAAAAAUACCAUGAGGAGUUGAACCAGAUGACACACGGUGACAAUAAUGAACUGAACAGGAUCUACAAGAAAAAGGAACGCUUGCUCGAGACAAUCGUAACGAAAAUAAACAAGAAGCUGAGGCAGGCAAAAUUCCCCUCCAGAAUAUCGGAAAGAGACCUGGAUAUCGAGUAUAUUUAUUCCAAGAGGCAAUUUAUCCAGAACCGUUAUUCACAAGAAUUACAAAACUGUGAGAGGCUGGAAACAAAUCUUGCACGUGAAAAAAAACUACUGGAAGAGACUAAGAAACUCUGCAAAAACUUGAAGACAAGCAAUAAAAGGCGGCUCACUGAGAAGUUGAUACAAAGAGACCUCCAUCCAGUACUCAAUAAAGCCAUGGAAUACACAUAUGGGUUGGAUUCCACUAAUGGAUCUGCACAGGCAGAUGGGCAAGUGGCUUUUAAAAACGACGCCAACGAAUUAAACCUGAUGUGGAACGACCCUAUUAAAAGCACGACCGAUGUGGGACUCGACAACAAAGAAGUGUUUUCGUUGUUGCCGUCUUUACAAGAGUAUGCAAGCACGUCACAUGACCUUAAGGAAACCAUAGAUCGAAUAGUUACGAACUCACAUGAACGGGAAAUCAAAGAAUUGGCGGCAUCUACCCAUGAAGACCAUCAGGACGAUACAGAGGAAGAUUCACAGGACUGA
This is a messenger RNA of Saccharomyces eubayanus, 1224 nucleotides long. RefSeq names its product Okp1p (gene OKP1). Bases 1 to 1224 code for a protein of 407 amino acids. The record is from RefSeq and is a predicted model, not a curated record. The transcript has a single exon. NCBI's taxonomy places the organism in Eukaryota, Fungi, Ascomycota, Saccharomycetes, Saccharomycetales, Saccharomycetaceae.